Messenger RNA from Coregonus sp. 'balchen', 19755 nucleotides. The record is from the annotation of a GenBank genome assembly. NCBI's taxonomy places the organism in Eukaryota, Metazoa, Chordata, Actinopteri, Salmoniformes, Salmonidae.
ACCAACGCCUCGGCCCCGGACCAGCUGAGUCUAGCUCUGGCCUGGAACAGAGUGGACAUAGCACGCAACCAGAUCUUCGUCUACGGUCACCAUCUACCAGUGAGUCAUUUACCAGACUACCCUGCAGUCCACCGUGCAGUCCACUUAAGGUUGCAAAACUCCGGUAAAUUUCCCAAGUUUUCCAGAUACCCCAGGUGGAUAAUUUAAGCAGACAUUUCGGAAUACUCUAACCAGGAUUUCUGGAAAAUAAGGGAAGUUUAUUUUGGGAAGGUAACAGGAAUUUGGGAAGGUAACAGGAAUUUCGUAACCCUGGCUAAGGCCACCUCAUCUGUUGCUGAUCCGAGACAGUCACCAUACAAACCUGCCAUGAAGCAUCACCUCAAAACCACAGAAAGAGAUUAUCAAAUUCUGAAAAAGAAACAUAAUCUUUUCUGUAUUUGUCAAAUAUUUACUUUACAGUAUUAACUGGAAGGAUGUCAGACCACACUAACUGAAAUGAGUUUUGAUACAGACAGACACAUUAAUGACAGAGAUCUAGGAACAUCCUGACGUAAUAUGAUCCCGAUAUGUUCCCAAAGGUACAGUGAUCCCACUAGGGUAUUACGGCUUUGUAAGGACCCUCUCCAUUCCUAUUAAAUGACCAUUUUAGGAAUUGGACUCUUAACAUUUCCCCUCAUCUUUUUGGAUAAAGAAGAUUAAUCCUACUAGUUGAUUAUGAACAUGAACACAAAAACCAAAUCACAUUUUAAUGAACAUGUUUUUUGCAAUGAACCUCCGCUCCUCCCCCAGCCUGCCAGUGCCCUAGCCAACAGCAGUGGCACCAUAGCCACUACCACAGAGAGGCAGAAGAGUCCGGCCACUGCCCCCAGGAACAAGGCCAAGGCCCGGGGGAAAAAGGGGAGAGGAGGGAAGGUCAAGCCUGACCCACCAGAGGAGACUGACCCUAGGAAGAUAGAACUAAUGCGAUGGGUGAGAACAGUGCUUGAGUUGGCCCGGUGCUUGGCACGUAACAUUUUCUACUGCUUGAUAUAAUAUUAGUUCUGAAAUACCAUGAGCUCCGGCAUCUAAAUAUAAAGAGUAGUGGCGCCAGUCAUGAAUGUGUGCCUCUCCCAGGUGAACUCUCUGGAGCAGGCCAUGAUGGACGCCCUGGUUCUGGACAGAGUGGACUUUGUCAAGCUGCUGAUAGAGAACGGGGUCAACAUCCACCACUUCCUCACCAUCCCUCGCCUGGAGGAACUCUACAACACGGUGAGACAGACAGACAGGCAGGCAGGCAGGCAGGCAGGCAGGCAGGCAGGCAGGCAGGCAGGCAGGCAGGCAGGCAGGCAGGCAGGCAGGCAGGCAGGCAGGCAGGCAGGCAGGCAGGCAGGCAGGCAGGCAGGCAGGCAGGCAGGCAGACAGACAGACAGACAGACAGACAGACAGACAGACAGACAGACAGACAGACAGACAGACAGACAGACAGACAGACAGACAGACAGACAGACAGACAGACAGACAGACAGACAGACAGACAGACAGACAGACAGACAGACAGACAGACAGACAGACAGACAGACAGACAGACAGACAGACAGACAGACAGACAGACAGACGAUCAUAAUGUCCACCACUUCCUCACCAUCCCUCGCCUGGAGGCGCUGUACAACAUGGUGAGAUGAGACAAGACCACGCUAAUGUAGAGACUUGCCCUGAGUCCCAAAUCAACCCCAUAUCCACUUCUAGGGUUAGGGUUUGAUUUAGGAUUCAGAGAGAGGAGCACAGUGUGUGUCCAUCACAGAGAGGAUCUUAACCCUGUACAGUGGAACAACAAGUGUUCAUGUAUUUUAUUCAUAUUGUACAACUUUCUCUAACACACAGAGACUGGGUCCUGCUAACACGCUGCAUGUUGUGGUGAGAGAUGUCAAGAAGGUAAGAUGAUCUCUCUGAUUCAUGGGAGACAUUCUUCCUCAUUCAACAUUAUUUGGCCUGUUUCAGUUUAAUGAAAGUGUGGUUUGUGCUGUUACAGCCAGGUGUGUAAUCAGGGAUUACAGUAAUGUAAUCUGUGAGAAUAAUCUGUGGUGUUCCAGGGCAACCUCCCACCAGACUACCAGAUCACUCUGAUUGACAUCGGUCUGGUGAUGGAGCACCUGAUGGGCGGGGCUUACCGCUGUAACUACACCAGGAAGAACUUCAGGGCGCUCUAUAACAACCUCUACGGGCUGAAGAGGGUAAGACUAGUUAGCUCUAUAACAACCUCUACGGGCUGAAGAGGGUAAGACUAGUUAGCUCUAUAACAACCUCUACGGGCUGAAGAGGGUAAGACUAGUUAGCUCUAUAACAACCUCUAUGGGCUGAAGAGGGUAAGACUAGUUAGCUCUAUAACAACCUCUACGGGCUGAAGAGGGUAAGACUAGUUAGCUCUAUAACAACCUCUACGGGCUGAAGAGGGUAAGACUAGUUAGCUCUAUAACAACCUCUACGGGCUGAAGAGGGUAAGACUAGUUAGCUUUAUAACAACCUCUACGGGCUGAAGAGGGUAAGACUAGUUAGCUUUAUAACAACCUCUACGGGCUGAAGAGGGUAAGACUAGUUAGCUCUAUAACAACCUCUAUUGACUGAAGAGGGUAAGACUAGUUAGCUCUAGAACAACCUGUAUUGACUGAAGAGGGUAAGACUAGUUAGCUCUAUAACAACCUCUAUUGACUGAAGAGGGUAAGACUAGUUAGCUCUAGAACAACCUGUAUUGACUGAAGAGGGUAAGACUAGUUAGCUCUAGAACAACCUGUAUUGACUGAAGAGGGUAAGACAGGUGGCAUCAGUAACUAGAUCACACAAGAAACACAAUAGAAAGGAAAGGCUCACCAACCAAAGAACUUAUCAAUAUCAUAUGAUGUUAUUAACAAUGUCUAACAUGACAUUAUACCAUAUGAUGUUAUUAACCAUGUCUACAUUACAUUAUGAACCAUUAUACCAUAUGAUGUUAUUAACCAUGUCUAACAUGACAUUAUACCAUAUGAUGUUAUUAACCAUGUCUAACAUGACAUUAUACCAUAUGAUGUUAUUAACCAUGUCUAACAUGACAUUAUACCAUAUGAUGUUAUUAACCAUGUCUAACAUGACAUUAUCCCUCCCUUCUUCUGGUUGUUUGCAGCCAAAAGCCUUGAAGAUGCUUGGGCUGGAGGUAAGAGCAAGUCUUUGUUCUAGAAAUACUGUACACUAUUUCCAUCAUGCAACCAUGCUAGAAAUGUUGUAUUCCUUUACAAAGAGAGAUGUUGGAUGGUACAGUUCACAAAACACAACACUAUUCUAAAAGUUAUCUGAACAACACUAUUCUAAAAAUUAUCUGGAACAACACUAUUCUAAACGUUAUCUGAACAACCUAUUCUAAGGUCUCUGAACGACACUAUUCUAAAGGUUCUCUGAACAACACUAUUCUAAAAGUUAUCUGAACAACACUAUUCUAAAAGUUAUCUGAACAACACUAUCUAAAAGUAUCUGAACAAUUCUAAAGUUAUCUGAACAACACUAUUCUAAAAGUUAUCUGAACAACACUAUUCUAAAAGUUAUCUGAACAACACUAUUCUAAACGUUAUCUGAACAACACUAUUCUAAAAGUUAUCUGAACAACACUAUUCUAAACGUUCCCCUCUGUGUGUUAUCUGCCCUAACACCCUCACUUCACCCGUGUCACUUCCUGUGUUCCACCAGGACGAGGAGCCGAGGGGACAGAAGAAGAAAGGGAAGAAGAAGAAAGAAGAGGAGGUGGAGAUAGAUGUGGACGACCCUGAGGUCUGUCGCUUCACCUACCCCUUCCACGAGCUGAUGGUGUGGGCCGUUCUCAUGAAGCGCCAGAAGAUGGCCCUGUUUCUGUGGCAACGUGGGGAGGAGGCCAUGGCCAAGGCUCUGGUGGCCUGUAAGCUAUACACAGCCAUGGCUAAAGAGUCGUCUGAUAGUGAACUGGUGGAUGAUAUCGCCGAGGACCUGGACAACAACUCCAAGUGAGAUCCUGUCUUCUACUUCUCCCUCUACUGAGAUAGUGUUUCCUGUCUUCUACUUCUCCCUCUACUGAGAUAGUGUUUCCUGUCUUCUACUUCUCCCACUACUGAGAUAGUGUUUCCUGUCUUCUACUUCUCCCUCUACUGAGAUAGUGUUUCCUGUCUUCUACUACUCCCUCUACUGAGAUAGUGUUUCCUGUCUUCUACUUCUCCCUCUACUGAGAUAGUGUUUCCUGUCUUCUACUUCUCCCACUACUGAGAUAGUGUUUCCUGUCUUCUACUUCUCCCACUACUGAGAUAGUGUUUCCUGUCUUCUACUUCUCCCUCUACUGAGAUAGUGUUUCCUGUCUUCUACUUCUCCCUCUACUGAGAUAGUGUUUCCUGUCUUCUACUUCUCCCACUACUGAGAUAGUGUUUUCCUGUCUUCUACUUCUCCCUCUACUGAGAUAGUGUUUCCUGUCUUCUACUUCUCCCUCUACUGAGAUAGUGUUUCCUGUCUUCUACUUCUCCCUCUACUGAGAUAGUGUUUCCUGUCUUCUACUUCUCCCACUACUGAGAUAGUGUUUCCUGUCUUCUACUUCUCCCUCUACUGAGAUAGUGUUUCCUGUCUUCUACUUCUCCCUCUACUGAGAUAGUGUUUCCUGUCUUCUACUAUUCCCUCUACUGAGAUAGUGUUUCCUGUCUUCUACUUCUCCCUCUACUGAGAUAGUGUUUCCUGUCUUCUACUUCUCCCACUACUGAGAUAGUGUUUCCUGUCUUCUACUUCUCCCUCUACUGAGAUAGUGUUUCCUGUCUUCUACUAUUCCCUCUACUGAGAUAGUGUUUCCUGUCUUCUACUUCUCCCUCUACUGAGAUAGUGUUUCCUGUCUUCUACUUCUCCCUCUACUGAGAUAGUGUUUCCUGUCUUCUACUAUUCCCUCUACUGAGAUAGUGUUUCCUGUCUUCUACUUCUCCCUCUACUGAGAUAGUGUUUCCUGUCUUCUACUUCUCCCACUACUGAGAUAGUGUUUCCUGUCUUCUACUUCUCCCUCUACUGAGAUAGGUUUCCUGUUCUUCUACUUCUCCCUCUACUGAGAUAGUGUUUCCUGUCUUCUACUUCUCCCUUACUGAGAUAGUGUUUCACUGUCUUCUACUUCUCCCUCUACUGAGAUAGUGUUUCCUGUCUUCUACUUCUCCCUCUACUGAGAUAGUGUUUCCUGUCUUCUACUUCUCCCUCUACUGAGAUAGUGUUUCCUGUCUUCUACUUUCUCCCACUACUGAGAUAGUGUUUCCUGUCUUCUACUUCUCCCCUCUACUGAGAUAGUGUUUCCUGUCUUCUACUUCUCCCUCUACUGAGAUAGUGUUUCCUGUCUUCUACUUCUCCCUCUACUGAGAUAGUGUUUCCUGUCUUCUACUUCUCCCUAUACUGAGAUAGUGUUUCCUGUCUUCUACUUCUCCCUCUACUGAGAUAGUGUUUCCGUCUUCUACUUCUCCCUCUACUGAGAUAGUGUUUCCUGUCUUCUACUUCUCCCUCUACUGAGAUAGUGUUUCCUGUCUUCUACUUCUCCCUCUACUGAGAUAGUGUUUCCUGUCUUCUACUUCUCCCUCUACUGAGAUAGUGUUUCCUGUCUUCUACUUCUCCCUCUACUGAGAUAGUGUUUCCUGUCUUCUACUUCUCCCACUACUGAGAUAGUGUUUCCUGUCUUCUACUUCUCCCUCUACUGAGAUAGUGGUUCCUGUUUUCUACUUCUCCCUCUACUGAGAUAGUGUUUCCUGUCUUCUACUUCUCCCACUACUGAGAUAGUGUUUCCUGUCUUCUACUUCUCCCUCUACUGAGAUAGUGGUUCCUCUCGUGAUCAUCACAGAGAGGCAGGUCAUUGUCGCUGAUGAUAAAAACAUUCUACAUUCCCUAAAAUUCUACUACUUUUGCCUCACCUAAUGUCUCCUAAUUGUCAAGGUCCUUCAAGCCAGAUACACUGUGGUGAUUAUCUUAUUUUAUUCAACCUUCAUUUAACCAGGCAAGUCAAUUAAGAACAAAUUCUUAUUUACAAUGACGGCCUAGUUCAACCUAUAGUUCCACACACCCUAUUUCCCGUUGUCCUUAGUAUAGAAAGCCGGAUUAAGAUCUCCGAUUUUUCAGGCCAUAAAGUCUUAGUAAAAGGAGAUCUCUCUCUCUCUCUCUCUCUCUCUCUCUCUCUCUCUCUCCACAGGGAGUUUGGCCAGUUGGCCUACGAGCUCCUGGACCAGUCAUAUAAGCACGAUGAACAGGUGGCCAUGAAGCUGCUGACCUAUGAGCUGACCAACUGGAGCAACUCCACCUGUCUGAAGUUGGCCGUGGCCGCCAAGCACAGAGACUUCAUCGCCCACACCUGCAGCCAGAUGCUGCUGACUGACAUGUGGAUGGGAAAUCUGAGAAUGGGGAAGAACCCCGGGCUUAAGGUAAAUUACCCGAGUUGAAUUGGUAACUUCACUCCUCGGCUUGAAAUACCACCAUUGACUUUCUAUCUUUUCAGGGGUGCAGCAGUAAUAACCCCUGGUUCUAUUGGUUCCUCUCAAGAUUUCCUCCUUCCAGGGAGUUGUUCCUUAGCUGUCUUGUAUCUGCUUUUGUCUUUGUUGUAAAGCAGAAACAACCCCAUGAGUUGAGAAACAGUCUGACCUUCAUGACCACGUGGACAAUACUCUUCAUCUCUACCUGGUACAGCUGUAAAGCACUUUGUGACAAGAGGGUUUUGUCUUCCUAGGUGAUUCUGGGCAUCAUAUUCCCUCCAUCUAUUCUUCUGCUGGUGGACUUCAAAGGAGACGACCAGUCCUACACGGCUGACUCUGAGGAAGGCAAAGACAAGGACGAUGACACCAAGGUAUAGAAGAUACAGGUUGACCAACAUAUCACGAAAUGCUUGUCAGAGUAGUGCGAUGUUCAUCCACAAGACUCUGUUCCUUGAACUUCCAUUGACAUUGUGGUCAUUUAGCAGACGCUCCAGAGCGAUGUCCAGUUAGUGCAUUCAUCUUCAAUAAAGCAGCUAUCAGCAAAGGCACCACUAGUACGAAGUGGUGUGCUGUAUGACUCCAUGUGUCCUUAGCCACCUUGUAUUAUUUUGUUUUUCCAAACAACCUGAAUCACUGCAUUCUUAUUACACUCCCUCUCCAUCCCCUAAAGCAUUACAGAACAUGUACGUAUGUACUCCCAUGUUCAGGCCUGACAGCCUUACAGAUCCCAGAUGCAUUAAUGGAGCUGGCCUAUACAAUAGCCACAGAGGCCCAUGUAACAAGCCCAUUCAGUGGUGCAUAGCCAUAGUAGUGCCCUAGUUCACUGGCCAUGUACAGAUGCCCAUAUAACAGUGCAUAGACAGUGGCAUAUCAUACCUGUACAGAUAGCCCAUGUAAAGUAGGCUAGUUAGAUGGCCAUAUCGAUAGCCCAUGUAAAGAUAGCCCAUAGUAACAGUGGCCUAGUAACAGAUGCCCAUGUACAGAUAGGCCCAUGUACAGAUGGCCCAUAGUAAGAUGGCCUUAACUGUACAAUAGGUCAUAGUAACAGAUGGCCCAAGUAACAGAUGCCAUAUACAAUAGCCCAUAUAACAGAUUCCCAUGUACAGAUAGGCCCAUAGUAACAGAUGUUGUCCCAUGUAAAUAGGGCCCAUUUACAGAUAGGCCAUAGUAACAGAUAGGCCAUUACGUAAACAGAUAGGCCCAUAGUAACAGAUAGGCCCUAGUAACAGAUAGGCCCAUAGUAACAGAUAGGCCCAUAGUACAGAUAGGCCCAUAGUAACAGAUAGGCCCAUAGUAACAGUGCCUAGUAACAGAUAGGCCCAUAGUACAGAUAGGCCCAUAGUAACAGAUGGCCCAUAGUAACAGAUAGCCCAUAGUAACAGUGGCAAAACCUUCAGUAGGCCCAUAGUAACAGAUAGGCCAUAGUUUAACAGAUAGGCCCAUAGUAACAGAUAGGCCCAUAGUAAAGAUAGGCCAUAGUAACAGAUAGGCCCAUAGUAACAGAUAGGCCCAUAGUACCAUGUAACAGAUAGGCCCAUAGUAACAGAUAGGCCCAUAGUAACAGUGAACCAAUAGGCCCAUAGUAACAGAUAGGCCCAUAGUAACAGAUAGGCCCAUGUAACAGAUAGCCCAUAGUAACAGAUAGCCCAUAGUAAACAGAUAGCCCCAUAGUAAACAGAUAGGCCAUAGUAACAGAUAGGCCCAUAGUAACAGAUAGGCCCAUAGUAACAGAUAGGCCCAUAGUAACAGAUAGGCCCAUAGUAACAAUAGUGCCCAUAGUAACAGAUAGGCCCAUAGUAACAGAUAGGCCCAUAGUAACAGAUAGGCCCAUAGUAAACAGAUAGGCCCAUAGUAACAGAUAGGCCCAUAGUAACAGAUAGGCCCAUAGUAACAGAUAGGCCCAUAGUAACAGAUAGGCCCAUAGUAACAGAUAGGCCCAUAGUAACAGAUAGGCCCAUAGUAACAGAUAGGCCCAUAGUAACAGAUAGGCCCAUAGUAACAGAUAGGCCCAUAGUAACAUUAGGCCCUAGUAAGGCCCCAUAGUAACAGAUAGGCCCAUAGUAACAGAUAGGCCCAUAGUAGUACAGAUAGGCCCAUAGUAACAGAUAGGCCCAUAGUAACAGUGUAACAGAUAGGCCCAUAGUAACAGAUAGGCCCAUAGUAACAGAUAGCCCAUAGUACAGUGGUAACAGAUAGGCCCAUAGUAACAGAUAGGCCCAUAGUAACAGAUAGGCCCAUAGUAACGAUAGCCCAUAGUAACAGAUAGGCCCAUGUAACUAGCCGUUAACAGAUAGGCCCAUAGUAACAGAUAGGCCCAUAGUAACAGAGUACAAGAUAGGCCCAUAGUAACAGAUAGGCCCAUAGUAACAGAUAGGCCCAUAGUAACAGAUAGGCCCAUAGUAACAGAUAGGCCCAUAGUAACAGGGUAACAGAUAGGCCCAUAGUAACAGAUAGGCCCAUAGUAACAGUGUAACAGAUAGGCCCAUAGUAACAGAUAGGCCCAUAGUAACAGAUAGGCCCAUAGUAACAGAUAGGCCCAUAGUAACAGAUAGGCCCAUAGUAACAGAUAAAGAUGCCCAUAGUAACAGAUAGGCCAUAGUAACAGAUGUAACAGAUAGGCCCAUAGUAACAGAUAGGCCCAUAGUAACAGUGUAACAGAUAGGCCCAUAGUAACAGAUAGGCCCAUAGUAACAGAUAGGCCCAUAGUAACAGAUAGGCCCAUAGUAACAGAUAGGCCCAUAGUAACAGAUAGGCCCAUAGUACAGAUAGGCCCAUGUAACGUGUAACAGAUAGGCCCAUAGUAACAGAUAGGCCCAUAGUAACAGAUAGGCCCAUAGAACAGAUAGCCAUAGUAACAGAUAGGCCCAUAGUAACAGAUAGGCCCUAGUAACAGAUAGAGCCCAUAGUAACAGAUAGCCCAUAGUAACAGAUAGCCUAGUAACAGUGGUAACAUAGGCCCAUAGUAACAGAUAGGCCCAUAGUAACACAGAUGGCCUAAAAGAUGCCCAUAGUAACAGAUAGGCCCAUAGUAACAGUGUAACAGAUAGGCCCAUAGUAAUAGAUAGGCCCAUAGUAACGAGCUGUACAUAGGCCCAUAGUAACAGAUAGGCCAUAGUAACAUGACAGAUAGGCCCAUAGUAACAGAUAGGCCCAUAGUAACAGAUGUAUACAGAUAGGCCCAUAGUAAACGAUAGGCCCAUAGUAACAGAUAGCGCAUAGUAAAAUAGGCCCAUAGUAAACCAGUAAGUGCCCAUAGUAACAGAUAGGCCCAUAGUAACGUAACAGAUAGGCCCAUAGUAACAGAUAGGCCCAUAGUAACAGAUAGGCCCAUAGUAACAGAUAGGCCCAUAGUAACAGAUAGGCCCAUAGUAACAGUGUAACAGAUAGGCCCAUAGUAACAGAUAGGCCCAUAGUAACAGAUAGGCCCAUAGUAACAGAUAGGCCCAUGUAACAGAUCCAUAGUACGUAGCCCAUAGUAACAGAUAGGCCCAUAGUAACAGAUAGGCCCAUAGUAACAGAUAGGCCCAUAGUAACAGAUAGGCCCAUAGUAACAGAUAGGCCCAUAGUAACAGAUAGGCCCAUAGUAACAGAUAGGCCCAUAGUAACAGAUAGGCCCAUAGUAACAGAUAGGCCCAUAGUAACAGUGUAACAGAUAGGCCCAUAGUAACAGAUAGGCCCAUAGUAACAGUGUAACAGAUAGGCCCAUUGUAACAGAUAGGCCCAUAGUAACAGUGUAACAGAUAGGCCCAUAGUAACAGUGUAACAGAUAGGCCCAUAGUAACAGUGUAACAGAUAGGCCCAUAGUAACAGAUAGGCCCAUAGUAACAGUGUAACAGAUAGGCCCAUAGUAACAGAUAGGCCCAUAGUAACAGAUAGGCCCAUAGUAACAGUGUAACAGAUAUGCCCAUAGUAACAGUGUAACAGAUAGGCCCAUAGUAACAGUGUAACAGAUAGGCCCAUAGUAACAGUGUAACAGAUAGGUUCAUAGUAACAGAUAGGCCCAUAGUAACAGUGUACCAGAUAGGCCCAUAGUAACAGUGUAACAGAUAGGCCCGUAGUAACAGUAUAACAGAUAGGCCCAUAGUAACAGUGUAACAGAUACGCCCAUAGUAACAGUAUAACAGAUCUUGUUGGCUGGACCUCACUACAUAUUCGUUGCCAAACCCACUGGCACCAGGUCAUCUACAAAUCACUGCUAGGCAAAUCCCUGCCUUAUCUUAGCUCAUUGGUCACCAUAGCAACACCCACCCGUAGUCUGCGCUCCAGCAGGUAUAUCUCACUGGUCAUCCCCAAAGCCAACACCUCCUUUGGCCGCCAUUCCUUCCAGUUCUCUGCUGCCAAUGACUGGAACGAACUGCAAAAAUCUCUGAAGCUGGAGACUCUUAUCUCCCUCACUAACUUUAAGCAUCAGUUGUCAGAGCACCUUACCGAUCACUGCACCUGUACACAGCCCAUCUGUAAUUAGCCCACCCAACUACCUCAUCCCCAUAUUGUUAUUUAUUUUGCUCAUUUGCACCCCAGUAUCUCUAUUUGCCCAUCAUUUCUUGCACAUCUAUCAUUCCAGUGUUAAUACUAAUUGCAAUUAUUUUGCACUAUGGCCUAUGUAUUGCCUUACCUCCAUAACUUACUACAUUUGCACACACUGUAUAUAUAUUUUCUGUUGUAGUUUUUGACUUUAUGUUUUGUUUUACCCCAUAUGUAACUCUGUGUUGUUGUUUUUUUCGCACUGCUUUGCUUUAUCUUGGCCAGGUCGCAGUUGUAAAUGAGAACUUGUUCUCAACUGGCUUACCUGGUUAAAUUAAGGUGAAAAAAAUAAAUAAAAUAAAAAUUGUUUUAGGAUGACAAUGUGUCAAGGAAGGGGGACGAGGAGGAGGGCAGCAGUAAAGUCCGGAGGAAGCCUAUUGGACGGAGAAUCUAUGAGUUCUAUGACGCCCCAUUCACCAAGUUCUGGUUCAACACCGUAAGUAUGACUACAGUAAUAACCUCCUACCUGACCUCCUACCUGACCUCCUACCUGACCUCCUACCUGACCUCCUACCUGACCUCCUACCUGACCUCCUACCUGACUCCUACCUGAUCCUAAUAAAUACUAAACAUACCUCCUACCUGUUCCUAAUAAAUACUAAACUGAAUUAUUACCUGAUCCUAAUAAAUACUAAACAUACCUCCUACCUGUUCCUAAUAAAUACUAAACAGACCUCCUACCUGACCUACCUGACCUCCUACCUGACCUCCUACCUGACCUCCUACCUGACCUCCUACCUGACCUCCUACCUGACCUAACUGACCUCCUACCUGACCUCCUACCUGACCUCCUACCUGACCUCCUACCUGACCUCCUACCUGACCUACCUGACCUCCUACCUGACCUCCUACCUGACCUCCUACCUGACCUCCUACCUGACCUCCUACCUGACCCUAAUAAAUACUAAACAGACCUCCUACCUGAUCCUAAUAAAUACUAAACUGACCUCCUACCUGAUCCUAAUAAAUACUAAACUGAUCUCCUACCUGGGCUACCUGAUGUCUAGUGGUAUGGUAUGUUAUGUUAUAUGGUCUAUCUGUUUCUCUGUUAGAUCUCUUAUUGGGCUACCUGAUGUCUAGUGGUAUGGUAUGUUAUGUUAUAUGGUCCAUCUGUUUCUCUGUUAGAUCUCUUAUUGGGCUACCUGAUGUCUAGUGGUAUGGUAUGUUAUGUUAUAUGGUCCAUCUGUUUCUCUGUUAGAUCUCUUAUUGGGCUACCUGAUGUCUAGUGGUAUGGUAUGUUAUGUUAUAUGGUCCAUCUGUUUCUCUGUUAGAUCUCUUAUUGGGUUACCUGAUGUCUAGUGGUAUGGUAUGUUAUGUUAUAUGGUCCAUCUGUUUCUCUGUUAGAUCUCCUACCUGGGCUAUCUGAUGCUGUAUAACUACAUCAUCCUGGUGAAGAUGGAGCGAUGGCCGUCCAUCCAGGAGUGGACCGUCAUCGCUUACAUCCUGACGCUUGGCUUCGAGAAAGUCAGACAGGUAAAUAAAUAUCAAGUUUAAUUUCAAGGUCAAGUUCAAGUAAGCUUGGGGAAUUCAUUCUCAGCUGAAAAUAAAAAAUUCCCAACCUCCUAUAUAAUACAUUAUAGGGAAUAGGCAAUUUCAGAUGCAGCUCUACUGUAUGUGAGCAUUGAUUGAUGCCUUGUACUUCCCUCACAGACUUUGAUGUCUGACAGGGUGUAGAGUACAUCAAGAUGUUUCGCUACAGAAAUGGGACAUCCUGCCCCAUGCACGGAUUUGGCUCGGAAAAGGCUUACUUAGUUACUUUGACCUUGACCCUUAGAUCCUGAUGUCAGAGCCUUACUUUGACCUUGACCCUUAGAUCCUGAUGUCAGUGCUGGGGUUACUAACUUUGACCUUGACCGUUAGAUCCUGAUGUCAGAGCCUGGGAAGCUGAAGCAGAAGAUCAAUGUAUGGCUGGAAGAGGUCUGGAACAUCACUGACCUGGCAGCCAUCUCCACCUUCCUGGUUGGCCUUCUGCUGAGGCUGCAGAAUGAACCCCUCCUGGGCAUCGGACGCGUCAUCUACUGCAUAGACAUCAUCUUCUGGUACAUCAGGGUGCUCGACAUCUUCGGGGUCAACAAGUACCUGGGACCCUAUGUCAUGAUGAUUGGGAAAAUGGUAACUUCAUUAAUUGAUUGAUUGAUUUCUUUUUGAUAAUUCAAAGUUAGCAGGCUGCUCAAGAGACAACAUUACAUCCAUUAAACAUUAUCGAGGAUAAAACCCCAAUAUAAUACAGCACAGAUUACAGGGAGUUACCCCCCCCCCCCCCCCCCCCCGAUACUCAGUCUGCUUGUCUUGAGGCCUACGACCUCUGACCAUACCAGAGGAUGAAGGGGAGGACAAGUUAUAAACUAAACAAACAAUGGCAUCCCAUUGGCUUAACUACAAAUCAUUUAUUCCAGAUGACUGACAUGCUGUGUUCUAUGUUCUAGAUGAGAAUGAUUAACAUGCUGUGUUCUAUGUUCUAGAUUAGAAUGAUUAACAUGCUGCGUUCUAUGUUCUAGAUGAUUGACAUGCUGUACUUCAUGGUGAUCAUGUGGUUCUAUGUUCUAGAUGAUUGACAUGCUGUACUUCGUGGUAAUCAUGUUGGUGGUGUUGAUGAGUUUCGGGGUGGCGCGGCAGGCCAUCCUGCACCCUGACGAGGAGCCAACAUGGCGUCUGGCCAGGAACAUCUUCUACAUGCCGUACUGGAUGAUCUAUGGAGAGGUGUUUGCUGACUCGAUCGACCGUAAGACUCAGAUUUAUAGUAAGAUUCUGUUUCCUGUUUCACGGGCGGAUGAUCAGUCCUGUUUGUCCAUGUUUUGAUCUGUCCUAUAUUUAUCCAUAAUGUGUGCUUACUUUCUGUCUUGAACAUGGUACACAUCUGUUCUCCCUGACUGUACCCUCUUGCUGUUCUCUGCUCUGUCUGAAUACCAACAAACUUUCUGUUCUGUUCAGCAAGAUCUUCGCUCACUCUGUUGACACAUUGGUAAAGCUGUUGUCUUGACGUACUGUAUGAUACAAUGAUAACUAUGUCUGUUGUGUCCAUUGUGUACUGAUACACUAGAAGAAAUCAUUGUCUCCUCACUCCACCAACGAUCAUCCACCCACUUGUUUAUUUAACAUGAACUGUGUUCCUUCUGUCAAGGUGAAGCCUUUCAAUUAACAUUGAACUAUUCAAUGGAAAACAAUGACAAAACAUAAAAAGAAUAUGUCUGUCUUGAUUUCGUCUCGGAUAGUCUCUCAGCAGCACAGGACAGGCUUUGACUUCACCUGGUCUUGACCGUGACAGAAGUAUGAUGUCGUCUCUGUAUUCCUGCCUUUUUAUUUUGCCUCUCUGUCUUUUUUUCAUUAUUUCUGGAACUGCUUCAAGUCUAUGCAAUGGAAAUCAACCGUGAGUAUUCUUCAAGAAGUUUUAUUUUCAAAGUGGCAAUGUGGAGAGCGUUAUUUUGAAUGCUAAAGCAUUCUUCUUCUACCCCCCCCCCCCCCCCCCCCCAGCUCCCUGUGGGGAGAACCUGUACGAUGAGGAUGGUAAGAAGCUGCCUCCGUGUAUCCCUGGAGCCUGGCUAACCCCGGCCCUCAUGGCCUGUUAUCUACUGGUGGCCAACAUCCUGCUGGUCAACCUGCUGAUCGCUGUCUUCAAGUAAGUUGACAGAAACUGGAAAUGUGAAACUUUGUCAAGUUGACAACUAGUCUCUUGUGACAGAGCUAGCUAGCUGGCGCAGGCAAGAUUUUAAUCUGGGUUCAGAGAUUAGUACAAAAGUUGGACACAAGUUACACUUUAGUACUUCCUGUGCCUGGCCUGAGCUCAGGGAUGUAGGCUUGUUUCUACCAUGAAAGCAACAGCAGAAACUCACGCCCUACAGAUAACUUUGUCUUUAGGAAACUCUCAUGAGAUGGCCACAACUACAUCAUACCUACACGCCCUACAGAUAACUUUGUCUUUAGGAAACUCUCAUGAGAUGGCCACAACUACAUCAUACCUACACGCCCUACAGAUAACUUUGUCUUUAGGAAACUCUCAUGAGAUGGCCACAACUACAUCAUACCUACACGCCCUACAGAUAACUUUGUCUUUAGGAAACUCUCAUGAGAUGGCCACAACUACACCUAUCUUUGUUUGGAGGAGGUUAGUUGGUUAGCUAGUCAACCCAGUCAAAGCUCUUCUCUGUCCUAGCACCCCAAUGGUGGAACAAGCUUCCCCUUGAUGCUAGAACAGCAGAGUCCCUAGUCUGGCUGACACCAGUCUCCCUGACUUGGCCGUCUGGAACGGCUGCUGUAAUGAACGGUAAUGAAGGGGCUGUUCCCUCAGACUUCAAGGCUGCACCCUAUGCUGGUUGGAUAUCCCCGUUUUGAAAUGAACUAAUCAUGAUCUAUUGUUUUACAUAGGACCGCCCCAGCCCUUCCCCUUCCAGCCAGCCCUUCCGGGAUAAGCAAACACACAGUAGCUUGCUAGCUAAAACAAACCGUCUAGCAUUGUUCAGCCCAUAGAAAGCCAACCAGCUAAUAACUUUAGCUUGCUUGGUAACAACUUGAAAUCGGCUAGCUAAUCAAAUGUAUGUUUUAGUUAUAAAUUAACUAGUUUCCUUAUUGCACUGAAGUUAUUCGUUUUCCUUCUUGGAUGUCCUCUGUUUACAUAGUAGGGCAGUGAUGUGAAUCACCCAUGAUGUGAAUCACCCAUGCAUUCUAGCUAGCUACUACUGUACUACCCAUGAUGUGAAUCACCCAUGCAUUCUAGCUAGCUACUACUGUAAUACCCAUGAUGUGAAUCACCCAUGCAUUCUAGCUAGCUACUACUGUACUACCCAUGAUGUGAAUCACCCAUGCAUUCUAGCUAGCUACUACUGUACUACCCAUGAUGUGAAUCAUGGGUAGUACAGUCUUGUCUGUCUUGUUUUUUUUCCUCUGGUUGCACAUUUAACAUGCUGGUAGAAAUGAGGUAGAACAGAUGUAAGUUUCCCUGCAUUAAAGUCCCCGGCCACUAGGAGCGCCACCUCUAUACAGCUCAUUCAGUGCAAUCUUAAUGCCAGCAUUGGUUUGUGGUGGUAAAAAGACAGCUAUGAAAAAUAUAGAUGAAAACUAUUUUGGUAAAUAGUGUGGUCUACAGCUUAUCAUAAGAUACUCUACCUCAGGCGAGCAAAACCUCGAGACUUCCUUAGUAUUUGAUGUUGUGCACCAGUUGUUUUUUACAAAUAUACACAGACCGCCACCCCUUGUCUUACCGGAAUCAGCUGUUCUAUCCUGCCGAUGUAGCGUAUAGCCCACUAGCUGUACAGUGGGGAAAAAAAGUAUUUAGUCAGCCACCAAUUGAGCAAGUUCUCCCACUUAAAAAGAUGAGAGAGGCCUGUAAUUUUCAUCAUAGGUACACGUCAACUAUGACAGACAAAUUGAGAAAAACAUUUCCAUAAAAUCACAUUGUAGGAUUUUUUAUGAAUUUAUUUCCAAAUUAUGGUGGAAAAUAAGUAUUUGGUCACCUACAAACAAGCAAGAUUUCUGGCUCUCACAGACCUGUAACUUCUUCUUUAAGAGGCUCCUCUGUCCUCCACUCGUUACCUGUAUUAAUGGCACCUGUUUGAACUUGUUAUCAGUAUAAAAGACACCUGUCCACAACCUCAAACAGUCACACUCCAAACUCCACUAUGGCCAAGACCAAAGAGCUGUCAAAGGACACCAGAAACAAAAUUGUAGACCUGCACCAGGCUGGGAAGACUGAAUCUGCAAUAUGUAAGCAGCUUGGUUUGAAGAAAUCAACUGUGGGAGCAAUUAUUAGGAAAUGGAAGACAUACAAGACCACUGAUAAUCUCCCUCGAUCUGGGGCUCCACGCAAGAUCUCACCCCGUGGGGUCAAAAUGAUCACAAGAACGGUGAGCAAAAAUCCCAGAACCACACGGGGGGACCUAGUGAAUGACCUGCAGAGAGCUUGGACCAAAGUAACAAAGCCUACCAUCAGUAACACACUACGCCGCCAGGGACUCAAAACCUGCAGUGCGAGACGUGUCCCCCUGCUUAAGCCAGUACAUGUCCAGGCCCGUCUGAAGAUUGCUAGAGUGCAUUUGGAUGAUCCAGAAGAGGAUUGGGAGAAUGUCAUAUGGUCAGAUGAAACCAAAAUAUAACUUUUUGGUAAAAACACAACUCGUUGUGUUUGGAGGACAAAGAAUGCUGAGUUGCAUCCAAAGAACACCAUACCUACUGUGAAGCAUGGGGGUGGAAACAUCAUGCUUUGGGGCUGUUUUUCUGCAAAGGGACCAGGACGACUGAUCCGUGUAAAGGAAAGAAUGAAUGGGGCCAUGUAUCAUGAGAUUUUGAGUGAAAACCUCCUUCCAUCAGCAAGGGCAUUGAAGAUGAAACGUGGCUGGGUCUUUCAGCAUGACAAUGAUCCCAAACACAGCGCCCGGGCAAUGAAGGAGUGGCUUCGUAAGAAGCAUUUCAAGGUCCUGGAGUGGCCUAGCCAGUCUCCAGAUCUCAACCCCAUAGAAAAUAUUUGGAGGGAGUUGAAAGUCUGUGUUGCCCAGCGACAGCCCCAAAACAUCACUGCUCUAGAGGAGAUCUGCAUGGAGGAAUGGGCCAAAAUAACAGCAACAGUGUGUGAAAACCUUGUGAAGACUUACAGAAAACGUUUGACCUGUGUCAUUGCCAACAAAGGGUAUAUAACAAAGUGUUGAGAAACUUUUGUUAUUGACCAAAUACUUAUUUUCCACCAUAAUUCACCAAUUUGUUUAUAUUAUUUAUUAUAAUUUGCAAAUAUAUUCAUAAAAAAUCCUACAAUGUGAUUUUCUGGAGAAAAAAAAUCUCAUUUUGUCUGUCAUAGUUGACGUGUACCUAUGAUGAAAAUUACAGGCUUCUCUCAUCUUUUUAAGUGGGAGAACUUGCACAAUUGGUGGCUGACUAAAUACUUUUUUCCCCCACUGUAUGUUGUCCAUGUCGUCGUUCAGCCACGACUCGGUGAAACAUAAGAUAUUACAGUUUUUAAUGUCCCGUUGGUAGGAUAACCGUAAUCUUAGGUCAUCUAAUUGAUUCUCAAAUGAUUGAACAUUGGCUAAUAGGAUUGAUGGAAGAGGCAGUUUACUCGCUCGCCGUCGGAUCCUUACAAGGCACCCCGACCUACAUCCACAAUAUCUCUGUCUCUUUCUCAUGCGAAUGACGGGGAUUUGGGCCUUGUCGAGUGUCUGUAGGAUAUCCUUCGCGUCCGACUUGUUGAAGAAAAAAUCUUCGUCCAAUACGAAGUGAGUAAUCGCUGUCCUGAUAUCCAGAAGCUCUUUUUAGUUAUAAGAGACGAUGGCAGAAACAUUAUGUAUAGAAUAAAUUACAAAUAACGCGGAAAAACACACAUAAUAGUACAAUUGGUUAGAGGGCUGUAAAACGGCAGCCAUCUUCUCCGGCGCCAUUUAGUUUGCUCAAUGUCUUAUAGGCCUAUCACGCAAAUAGCUCAUGCAACCAAUCACUUCUUAAUCAUUACGUUUGUACAAAUACAAAACUUUCAAUCAAUAACUCACUAUAAUUUCCAUUCUGACAUUACAUGUAUCCAUCUCAGUGCCAUUCUUUACCGUCAAAGCACAGUUCUAGGUCAUUGUACCAUAGGUAGGUAGGUCAUAUGGAGCUGUAUAGGACUGAGACCAACACAUCUCUCGCAGACUACUAGCACUGACUUUGCUGAGAAUAAAUGUACCUACUAUGCCUGGGAUAUGUGGUUGUCUCACCUAGCUAUCUGAAGAUGAAUGUACCUACUGUGACUGUGAUAUGUGGUUGUCCCACCUAGCUAUCUGAAGAUGAAUGCACUAACUAAGCCACUCUGGAUAGGAGCGUCUGCUAAAUGACUAAAAUGUAAAUGUAAAAUGUCUUCCCCAACCAGCUCUCUGGACUUCCGAAGACAAGGUCGCAUGCACCCUCCCAUAUAGCGUUUUUUGUCUUCCUCCACAAUCACCGCUCUGAGACCCAGGGCUGUUGCCUCGCUGAUUUGGUCCUCCGUCCUUCACAGCCUUUAGUGGGGGCACGAUUGUCAUAUUGGAGGCUGUUUUCCUAGCUUCUUGAAGACUAGAACUAGCUAGCUAUACAUCCUCCCCUCACACAAAGGCUUGAAAUGCUUCAAGUUGCUCCUAUUUUAAUCCCUAUGUUGGUCGUUACUAUGUGGCAGUGUUGUCUCUCUAUCUCCCCACAGUUUUAGUUAGCUAGCCAGCUAACCUAACUUUAGCUUGGCUUGUUUACCUCUCUAGUGGGGGCGUAGGGGGUAGCUAGCCAGCUAACCUAACUUUAGCUUGGCUUGUUUACCUCUCUAGUGGGGGCGUAGCAAAUUGACGAGGAAGCGUGGGGGGGGUGGGGGGUUGAGCAUGCAAAUAGCGUGCAUAUGAGAACAAAAAGUCUCUCAAAGUUGAUACAAAUUACCUCCCCUUUUACAAGCCCGAGUUAUCAGACCAGUGAGUCACAGCUCGCUGUUUAGUCACUUGGGUCGCGCGUUUCUGCCCAUCAUCUGAAACCUCUUCAAAUAGUAUCUCAAAUAAGACAUCUGUCUUACCCCCCCUCCCCUUGCAAGGUUAGGUAGAAUUAGGGUCAGGGUUAGGGUUAGCUAUAACGCUCUACUGACCUGUACCUCCUCUCCCACAGCAACACUUUUCUGGAGGUGAAGGCCAUCUCCAACCAGAUCUGGAAGUUCCAGAGAUAUCAGCUGAUUAUGAUCUUCCAUGACCGUCCGCUACUCCCUCCACCCCUCAUCGUGUUCAGCCACCUCUACCUACUGUUCAGAAGCUUUCGCUGUACCAAGAGGAAUGAUGGAGAGCUGAAUGAGAAGGACAGAGGACUCAGUGAGUCUAUCUUUCAUUCA